Drosophila persimilis is the source of this 870-nucleotide messenger RNA. RefSeq names its product small integral membrane protein 14. Gene Ontology annotation, cellular component: endoplasmic reticulum. The record is from RefSeq and is a predicted model, not a curated record. The transcript is spliced from 4 exons. NCBI's taxonomy places the organism in Eukaryota, Metazoa, Arthropoda, Insecta, Diptera, Drosophilidae. The coding region runs from base 180 to 515 and encodes 111 amino acids.
CCACAUUCGUAAAUUCUCGUAGUGCCAUAUAAAAUCGUAGUCGCGUGAAGAGUAACGCUUCGUUCGUCGUCCAUAGCCACUCGAUUACGUUCUGGCAAAUAAAUUAGUCGCAACUGAUGCAAUUCCAGCUUAAGUUCGACUUGUAGUUUCCGCAAUAAGCCAGUACCAAUCCGUCUAUCAUGUCUGACGAUUUCGAUGGCUGCGAGUGCGUUUGGUCGCACGAAUUCGCUAUGCAGCGUCUUAUAAACUUUAUUCGUCAAAACCAGAACACAUGCACAGACACCGAGUGCAUCGAUGUAAGCGGACGAUUGCAGCGGACUGGAUCGGAUAACGAUGAUGGCAACGGCUUCUUCGUGGGUAUGGUCUUCAUGUUACUGGCCAUGUUCCUGGUCGUUGUGAAUCCGAGUACCUGGAGCCGUCUUGGUCUGAGGAGCAACACCAAGAACACUCGUCGCGACAACAACCAGGAUGGGGCACCUCCCCCACCGCAGCCGCCGCCACCGGCUAUCAACUAGAAGCCGGGACGCUGCUGAACACCUAAGCAAUUUGCAUUUUUUUGGUUUUAUCAUUACGAGCAGUUAGACAAAUAACACAACACACAAACCACACAAGAUUCAAGAACAGGCGUCUCCCCAGAGAGGGAGAUCCAUGCAAACGUAACAUCCCUUCGAUUGUUUGGCCCAGUUUGGGAUUCAUGAGAUCAGACAAAGAUUAGAUCAAUUAAAUAACACACACACGAAUUUUCUGUACCAGUGAAACACCGCAGACGCGCACAGAGACACAAACAUACACCCCCACAGAAAUACGCAAAUUCUGAAACGAAAUUACAUUGACUCGUGUAUUGGAAAACAAAAUUGUUAAAUACUUAAA